CUGUGAGUUUAUAAUAUGGAGGGGAGUAACAAUACAACCCAGGAGUCGAGGGAGCCCUUUGUGGCAAAUGACAGCUCUUUACGAAACAAUAGGGUUAUCCCUCAGCUACUUACCUCUGUGCCGGCUCUCAAUGAUGCUGCUUCCUAUCUUUCUGAGACGACAUCUUUAUUUACUCGCUGUUUCAUGGAUUAUUCUGCAGAACCUGCCUCCAGAGGCUUAGGAGGCCAGGAGAUGGUUACAUUUGGUUCUGCCGAAAGUAGAGGAUCCCCAGUCUUAAAUACUGCUUCGUCAAGUGGAAGUGAUUUAGCUGUUUGUAAAGCAUCUCAAUCAUCUGUUGAUGUUCCACUUCUCCAUGAAGGAUUAAGCAGGACCUUAUCUAGAAAAUCAUCCCAAAGUGGUAAUGCAGCCACAAACUCGGAGGACCUAUCUGAGGGUUCCAGUGCACAGGUUUUAUCAAGGAAUACCAGCCCAAAUGGUAUUUCCAUUUUCCAAGGUCUUAUAGAGAGGGUGAGAAGGACAGUUCGUGGGUCAGCUGAUGAUAUUGGAUGGCUACAACGUGCUUCACAUAUGCCUCCAGUUGAUGAUCAAACUGAUAGAUUUGUGGAAAUCAUUGAUGAUAUUAGGCAUGGUCUACAUGGAUUACCAAAUUCAAUGGUUUACUUGUUAGUUCCAGGUCUCUUUAGCAAUCAUGGACCGCUUUAUUUUGUCAAUACAAAAACAAGCUUUUCAAAAAUGGGGCUCACUUGUCAUAUAGCCAAAAUUCAUAGUGAGGCCUGUGUGGAGAAGAAUGCGAGAGAAAUUAAAGAUUACAUUGAAGAAAUUUAUUGGGGUUCCAGGAAACGUGUCUUGCUUCUUGGACACAGUAAAGGAGGAGUAGAUGCAGCAGCUGCUCUGUCCAUGUAUUGGACUGAUCUGAAAGAUAAGGUUGGAGGGCUGGUUUUAGCACAGAGUCCAUAUGGUGGAAGUCCAAUUGCUUCAGACAUUUUACGAGAAGGACAACUUGGUGAUUAUGUAAACAUUCGCAAGCUUAUGGAGACCCUCAUCUGUAAAGUAAUCAAGGGGGACUUGCUAGCUUUGGAAGAUUUGACUUAUGAGAGGAGGAAGGAAUUCUUGAGCAAAUACCAUUUGCCAAGGGAGCUUCCUGUUGUUUCCUUCCGAACGGAAGCUAGCAUUUCUCCAGCAGUUUUAGCCACAUUAUCUCGUGUGGCACAUGCAGAACUGCCCACAUUUUCCGCUGCCCAACCUGCAACUACAUUCCCAGUAGUGAUGCCUCUUGGUGCUGUGAUGGCUGCAUGUGCUCAGCUUCUUCAGAUCAGGUAUGGUGAGAAGAGCGAUGGGCUUGUUACUUGUUGUGAUGCAGAAGUCCCUGGCUCGGUGGUGGUUAGGCCAAAACGGAAACUGGAUCAUGCUUGGAUGGUAUAUUCUGAAUUAAAUGAUAACCCGACAGAGGCUGAUGCAUCUCAAGUUUGUGAAGCUCUUCUAACAUUACUAGUAGAGGUAGGACAGAGGAGAAGACAUGAACUAUCAAACAAAGAUGAAUGAAGUGUAUACAAGAACAUCCUCCGGUUUCUGGAUAUUGAUGCUUAACCUGUUUCCACGAGGUGUUUCAUCCAUCAUGUCAUAAUAUGUUUCGAUCGUUUAUGUUAGAAAUUCAGGUGAAUAGGAUAUAUAAAAUUAUCACAUGCAUAUUGACCCCUGCCCCUCUUCCCUUUUCUAUAAUUGAAAAAAAAAGGGAAGGAAUGUGGCUGGAAAAAAAGGGUGAAGAAUGAAGCAAAUUCCUGUAACUUAUGAUGUGGUAAAAAAGUGUCUCAAGAGUCUUAUUCUGAUGUGCAGAUUUGCUUCAUCUCUGAGUUCUCUUGUUUAUUUCUUAGCUUGUCCAUUUGUUCUUAGAAGUUGUAAAUUCACUAAGGUUUAUGGUCUAAUGGUACUUAUAUU
Solanum verrucosum is the source of this 1935-nucleotide messenger RNA. RefSeq lists its product as uncharacterized. The transcript has 8 exons. The record is from RefSeq and is a predicted model, not a curated record. NCBI's taxonomy places the organism in Eukaryota, Viridiplantae, Streptophyta, Magnoliopsida, Solanales, Solanaceae. Bases 16 to 1542 code for a protein of 508 amino acids.